Molecule: messenger RNA, 4486 nt
Organism: Yamadazyma tenuis ATCC 10573
Lineage: Eukaryota; Fungi; Ascomycota; Pichiomycetes; Serinales; Debaryomycetaceae
Source: RefSeq, a predicted model, not a curated record
AUGCCUGAAGAAGUGUCUAGCCAGCCCAAAUCGCAGAAAAAAGCAACAACCUCGAAAGCCAAAUCGAAAACUCCUCUCUCAGAUUCCACCAAUAUCUCAUCGAUGCUAUCCAAGUCCACAGCAGGCUCUAGCCAAUCCCGUGCAUCUGAGCAGUAUCAAAGAUUAUCACAGUUGGAACAUAUUUUAAAGAGACCAGAUACAUAUAUCGGAUCGGUUGAAAAAUCGCCCAUUGAAAUGUGGUGUUUCGAUGCAGCUACUGAGCAGAUGGUAUUUAAAGAGGUGACUAUAGUGCCUGGGUUGUACAAAAUCUUUGAUGAAAUCUUGGUCAAUGCUGCCGAUAAUAAGAUUAGAGAUCCAACUAUGAAAAAUAUCAAGGUUAAGAUAGACCCUGAGAAUAACAUAAUUGAGGUGAUGAAUGAUGGGAAGGGUAUCCCUGUUGAGAUACACCUGAAAGAAAACAUGUAUAUCCCAGAGUUAAUCUUUGGUAAUUUGUUGACGUCAUCCAAUUAUGAUGAUGAUGAAAAGAAGGUCACUGGUGGUAGAAAUGGAUACGGUGCAAAAUUGUGCAAUAUUUUCUCUACAGAAUUCCAACUAGAAACUGCUGAUGCCUCCAAUGAGAAAUCCUACAAACAAGUCUGGUCUGGAAAUAUGUCGAAGGUCAAUAAACCAAGAAUUACAGCUUUAAAAACCAAAAAAGAGUUCACUAGAGUGACCUUUAAACCUGAUUUGUCGAAAUUCGGUAUGGAUACCUUGGAUGAUGAAAUUUUAUCGGUGAUGAGAAGAAGAGUAUAUGAUUUAUGUGGUACGGUAAAGGAUUGCAACAUCUAUCUCAAUGAUAAGAAAUUGAGUAUUAGGAACUUCAAGAGCUAUGUGGAAAUGUAUGUCAAGGCAAUCAAAGAAAGAAAUCCUGAAUCCAGCGAAGAUGAAGAGAAAAAAUUUCAAACCAUUGUCCAUGAAGUAUUCAAUGAAAGUUGGGAAAUAGCCUUUGCUGUCAGUGAUGGCACCUUUAACCAAGUCAGUUUUGUUAAUUCUAUUGCAACCACAUCAGGUGGAACUCACGUCAAAUUCAUUUCAGAUGCAAUCAUCACCAAAUUAGUUGAUUCUAUUAACAAGAAGGAGAAGGGGAAAAAGAAGCUCAUGAUCAGACCACAAGAGGUAAGAAAUAAUAUGUUUUUGUUCAUAAAUUGUUUGAUUGAAAACCCUGCUUUCACCUCUCAAACCAAAGAGCAAUUGACCACCAAAUCGAACCAGUUCCACUCCAAAGCCAGUGACAAAUUGGUUAUUAGUGAUAAUUUCAUUACCAGAAUUUUAAAAACUUCCAUUGUUGAUAAAAUAAAAUCUAUUGCUAAUGCCAACGAAGAUAAAGCAUUACAGAAAGCUGAUGGGUCAAAGAAAUCAAGAGUGAAGGGUCAAGUGAAAUUAGUAGACGCCAACAAAGCUGGUACUAAGGAAGGUCAUAAGUGUACUUUAAUUUUGACCGAAGGUGAUUCCGCUUUGUCUUUAGCGGUUGCGGGUUUGACCGUUAUCGGAAGAGAUUAUUAUGGGUGUUUCCCCUUGAGAGGUAAAUUGUUAAAUGUCAGAGAAGCAUCUACUGAUCAGGUCAGUAAGAAUGUUGAGAUUAACGCCUUGAAACAAAUCAUUGGAUUGCAACACAAGAAGAAAUAUACCCCGGAAAAUGUCCUGCAAUUGAGAUAUGGUCACAUUAUGAUUAUGACAGAUCAGGAUCAAGAUGGAUCACAUAUCAAGGGGUUGAUCAUCAACUUCUUAGAGUCCAGCUUUCCUGGGUUAUUGGAAAUUCCUGGGUUCUUGUUAGAAUUUAUUACACCUAUUGUCAAAGUGACUGUCUCACAAAGAGGCUCUUCGAAAAAGGUUCUUUCUUUCUAUACUAUGCCUGAAUUUGAGAAUUGGAGAGAAACCGAAGGUACAAGAUGUAGAUGGAAACAGAAGUAUUACAAGGGUUUGGGUACAUCUACUGAUGUUGAAGCAAGAGAAUACUUUGCUGCUUUGGAUAAGCACUUGAAGCAAUUCCAUGCUAUCCAAGGGGAAGAUCCAGACUUGAUAGAUUUGGCAUUUUCGAAGAAGAAAGCAGAUGAAAGAAAGAACUGGUUGCAAGAAUUCCAGCCUGGUACUCACUUAGAUCCUGAAUUGAAGAUUAUUCCUAUUUCAGAUUUUAUUAACAAGGAAUUGAUCUUGUUCUCCAUGGCUGAUAAUGUUAGAUCUAUUCCUUCUGUUUUGGAUGGAUUUAAACCCGGUCAAAGGAAGGUUUUAUUUGGGUGUUUCAAGAGAAAUUUGAAGUCCGAAAUCAAAGUGGCUCAAUUGGCAGGUUACGUUUCGGAACAUACUGGAUACCAUCAUGGUGAGCAGUCAUUGAUUCAAACGAUCAUUGGUUUAGCUCAAAACUUUAUCGGAUCAAAUAACUUGAAUUUAUUGAAACCUAAUGGUGCUUUUGGUACAAGAGCUGCUGGUGGUAAAGAUUUUUCUGCAGCUCGUUAUAUUUUCACCGAAAUUAAUGAAAUCACCAGAAAGAUCUUCAAUCCAUUGGAUAAUGGGUUAUUGACUUAUGUUCAAGAAGAUGAACAAACUGUUGAACCAGAGUGGUAUUUACCAAUUAUACCUAUGAUUUUAGUUAAUGGUGCUGAAGGUAUUGGAACUGGUUGGUCGACAAACAUUCCUUGUUAUAAUCCUGAGGAUAUUGUUGCAAAUAUUCGGAAAUUAAUGAAUAAUGAGGAAUUGGAAGAAAUGUUUCCUUGGUAUAGAGGAUGGGAAGGUGAUUUGGAAAUUAUCAGUAAAGAAAAGUUUAAGGUCAGCGGUAGGAUUGAACAAAUCGAUGAUCAAACAUUGGAAAUUACUGAAAUUCCCGUAAAAACUUGGACGAAUAACGUCAAAGAGUUCUUGUUAUCUGGCUUGGGUAAUGAUAAAGUAAAACCAUGGAUCAAGGAUAUGGAAGAACAACAUGGUAUGAAUAUAAGAUUCGUUGUUAAAUUGUCACAAGAGGAGAUGGCCAAGUCUCACCAAGUUGGUUUGUUAGACAGAUUCAAGUUGAUAUCUAGUAUCAAUUUGACCAAUAUGGUUGCGUUUGAUCCUAGAGGUAAGAUCAAGAAAUAUGAAUCAAGUCUUGAAAUUUUGAAGGAUUUCUAUUAUGUCAGAUUAGAAUUCUACCAAAAACGUAAGGACUUUAUGAUUGACGAAUUGAAGAAUCAAUUGGACAAGUUGACAGAACAAGCUAGAUUCAUCAAGUUAAUUAUUGAAAAGGUGAUUUCUGUUUCCAACAAGAAGCGGAAAGAAUUGAUCGAGAUCUUACAGAAACAUAAAUUUAAAAGAUUCAACAAACAAAACAAGGUUGUCAAAACCGAAGAUGAUUCGGAAACAUUGUUUGUUGACGAGGAGGAUAUCGAGGAAGAAGAAAACAAUGCUGAUAUCAGUGAGUUGAAUGUUGGAAAUACCACAGUAAACGAAGAAGAGGAGGAGAACAAACCUGAGAAUAUCUUCCAGCAGUACGACUAUCUAUUGGGUAUGUCAUUAUGGUCUUUGACAAGAGAAAGAUAUGAGAAGUUGUUGAGACAAAGAGAUGACAAGGAACAAGAAUUGAACGACUUAUUAAGGUUGAGCGCCAAAGAUUUAUGGAACAGCGACUUGGAUGAUUUCUUAAGUGCUUGGAGGAAAUACUUAGAGUUAGACCAUGAAGCUAGAGCCAAUAUGGUGCCAAUGAAAGGAACCAAGCGAAAGGCCAGAAGAGUCCAAAAUGGUCCCUUGAAAAAGAAGGUAAAGACCGAGACCCAGUCUGAAUAUGAUUAUAAACAAGACCCUAAGACCAACCCCAAGGUCAAAGUCGUGGUCAAAAAGGAGGAACAAUCAAAGAGUCAGACCAAGUUACCCGAUUUUUUCUCUCCCAGUAACAGCAGCAAAGUGGUGAAAAAAGAGGCACCAAAGGUGGUUAGUUUAUUCAGCGACAGCGAUGACGAUGAGAUUUUCGGAACCAAAGCAGUCUCCACCAGUCAAUCGCCAUUGUCCAAAGCUUCCACCACCACCAAAGUAUACACCAAACCACCCACAUUCUUCAGUAAAGCCAAGUCUCCUGCGGCUAGUUCUUCUACUCCGAAACCCAAGAAAAAGCUCACGAUCCAAGAUGAGCUUGAAGAUUUGGUUGAAGUUGCCCCACCUCCCACCAAAAGAAGGCCCAAAGUGGCUGUUUUCAGCGAUGACGAAGACAGUGAAGACAUGGAAAUUGAAGAUGACGAUGAUGAUGAAGAGAGUGAAGUGAGUGAUGAAUCAUACGACGAAGAUGAAUAAAAGUAGGGUAAGAGCUAAUAUGGGUAAAAUCUCCAAAUAAACGUACUUAUUAUUGCGACAUGAUCAGUAGCCGCUGGACCGAAGCACAAGAGAUCCCCGCCAAAACACAGGCGGAGCUCAGCUGAUAUUCUGUCGCAUGAAGCGAUGCCGCAUUCUUUAUCUCGUAAAUUACGAGCCUUAGUUUCACGCAAAAAAA